Messenger RNA from Anarrhichthys ocellatus (wolf-eel), 6178 nucleotides. Its product is annotated as myocyte-specific enhancer factor 2D homolog. Bases 524 to 2380 code for a protein of 618 amino acids. NCBI's taxonomy places the organism in Eukaryota, Metazoa, Chordata, Actinopteri, Perciformes, Anarhichadidae. Gene Ontology annotation, molecular function: histone deacetylase binding; RNA polymerase II cis-regulatory region sequence-specific DNA binding; protein dimerization activity. The record is from RefSeq and is a predicted model, not a curated record. The transcript is spliced from 13 exons. Gene Ontology annotation, biological process: positive regulation of transcription by RNA polymerase II; heart development; cell differentiation.
UCCUACACUGGGUGAGCUGUAUAGCCUGGGUGGACAGUAUAGUUACUUCAACAUUAAAUGGAAUAAAAUGCCGAGGAUUUAUGUAAAUAGAGACGUCGCUUCAACGUAAUUAAUUGAUGCUUCUUAAUUAAGACAUUACGACAUCUAGAGCGCGUGGCGACAGGCCUAUUUUUGGCUUUUUAUCAGCAAUAUUUCAGGGAGAGGAGCGACGUCCUGCAGCUGCAAGGAAGUUUGUUACUCUUUGUUCCUUGUUGAACAAACACUGAACUGAAGACCUCCACUCCUCAACGUCACACGUCUCCGCUCUUCACCCUCGCCGCCGCCCGUCAAAAGCCCGUCGACAGCGUUGCCUGACCGCACCUGGGCAGAGACAUGUGUGUGCGCAUGUGUCCUCGGAUGCAUGACUGUGUCUAAGAGUGUUUGGGCUGAAGUAAGAGGUUGCAGGCUGCACUUCCUCUCUCACCCUCUGAGAGACGCUUCUCCACUUCACUGACUACAUUUGUCUCCACAACUGCAAAGCAUUAUGGGUAGGAAAAAGAUUCAGAUCCAACGGAUCACCGAUGAAAGGAACAAGCAGGUGACUUUCACAAAGCGAAAGUUUGGCUUGAUGAAGAAAGCCUACGAGCUGAGUGUAUUGUGUGACUGCGAAAUUGCUCUGAUCAUCUUCAACCAUGCAAACAAGCUGUUCCAGUAUGCCAGUACUGACAUGGACAAGGUCCUGCUCAAAUACACAGAGUACAACGAGCCUCAUGAGAGCCGGACCAAUGCAGAUAUUAUUGAGACUUUGAGAAAGAAAGGCUUCAACGGUUGUGAUAGUCCAGAGCCGGAUGGUGAAGACUCCAUUGACCAAAGUCCCCUAAAUGAUGACAAGUACCGUAAGACCACAGAGGAUCUGGAUGUUCUCUUCAAGCGCUACGGACAGUCGACGGCUCCUUCCCAGACCUUCUCGAUGCCGGUCACAGUCCAGGCGUCUAAUCAAAGCACAUUGCAGUUCAGUAACCCUGGCAAUGCACUGGUAACUACCUCCUAUGUAACAUCAUCAUCGCUCACGGAUACCCACCUCCUGUCGCCACAGCAACCGGCUCUUCAGAGAAAUACGGUGUCUCCCGGGUUGCCACAGCGACCAGCCAGUGCAGGUGCUCUUCUUGGAGGCGAGCUGAAUAAUUCAAAUGGAGGAUGCCCAAGUCCAGUCCCUAAUGGAUACACCAGUGCCAGGGCCUCCCCUGGCCUUCUCACCGUUUCCAACGGCAACAGUCUGGGGAAAGUAGUUCCGGCCAAGUCUCCACCCCCACCUCCCAGCCCCCAGAUGGUCAACAGCCGCAAGCCAGACCUCAGAGUCAUCACCUCACAGGGCGGAAAGAGCCUCAUGCAGAUGACAGAGGAUGAGCUGGAAUUGGUAAACGAGAACGCCCAGCGGCUGGCGGCAGGAGCCCAGGUGGCACAAAGCCUCACCACGCCGGUUGUCUCUGUGGCCACGCCGAGCCUCCUGGCACAAGGGCUGCCCUUCUCCGCCAUGACCACAGCGUACAACACAGAGUACCAGCUGACCAGUGCAGACAUCACUGCGUUACACGCUCUGGCGUCACCUGGCGGCUUGUUGCCAACCACAUGGCAACAGCAGGCUGUUUCCCAGCAACAACAACAACAACAACAACAACAACAACAGCAGCAGCAGCAGCAGCAGCAGCAGCAGCAGCAGCAGCAACAGCAGCAGCAACAACAACACCAACAACAACAACAACUUAAUCUUGCAUCACUCAGCAACUUGGUCAUGUGGGGCGUGGACAAACACAGCAGCGAGCUGUCUAGCCAGGUGUCCAGUCUGGCUGCCAACCUGAGUGUUGGCUCUCCGUCCAACCUGCUCUUGGGUAGAGAUGAGUGGUUGGGCCGGCCUGUGACCCAUAUACCUCAAGGCGCCAUGCUGACCGUCAACACAAACUCCAGUGUCAGCAUCAAGUCGGAGCCCAUCUCGCCCGGCAGGGAUCGCAGCACCCCAUGCCCUCCACCAUCUUCUACCACGCCGUCCUCGACCUCAGGGGGAGCCAUCUUGACUGCGCCGCCACAGUACCCUGGCUCCCUGCUGUGCCUGGAGCCCCCGACUGGCCGCUCGCCCGCAGACAGCGUCAGCAGCAAUGCCAGCUCCUUUGAAGGCAGCGAUCGUGAUGACACCGGUGCAGCCGGUGGCGGCGGUGGGGGCGGUGGGGGCGGUGGCGAUGGUGGCGAUGAUGGCGGCGGCAGCGCAGCAGGUGCUGGAGGAAGAGUCGGUCCCGGCAGCCGCCCUGACUUCAGCCCCUCGGCCGAGCUCCUCAGGACGUCGAACGAACCAGAGCAGGAGGGAGGAAACCUCAAGCGCAUGAGAUUGGAUACCUGGGUCACAUAGAGCUGCGUGCCACACCUCUUUGCACCCACAACAUACACACUCAUUCUUUAACCCCCACUGCCAUGUGACACUAUCAUCACACAUCUGCCUCUGUCCCACAUUAUAAAACUCAGCUGCGUCACCCAGACUUAUGAGGCUUUGCCAAAUAUACAUUAAAGAAAAAAAAAAUAGAUAUAAAUAUCCUUUGGGGUUCACGCUCUGAGUGAGGAGAGGAUGACUUAGUGCUCAGCUGGAUAUUGUGGUCCCGUGGAGAUCUUUCAAUUGAAGGACAGUAGAUUUUUAAAGCCUUCUUGGUUGAAUGAACACCCGUAAAGUAAUUUCUUUUGAUAGAAAUGAGGUGUUGAACCUUUUUUUUUUUUUUUUUUCCAAUCUGACAAAACCAUUGAAUACAUUUAUCUUUCACAUGGUUUCACCUUCAUGUAUUUACAUCGAGCUCUGCUGCAUCGUUCACAAUGUGAGUAGUGGCUUAUCCACAUCAUGGGAAUUGUAUGACUCACCACUUCCUGCUUUUAGAAAUCCAACAUAGCUUGGAUCGUGUGCUCCCCAUUCUUCCAGAAGUCACUUCCAAAAUGCACUUUUGGAUAGAACUUAAUCUAGACAAGUUUGAGGACUGAGCAUCUAUCUGGCACUGAGCAAACCGACUCAAACAGGGUCUUCUAGGUUAAGAUACUUAACCAUCAAUGGUUCUUUCCGCUGCCACAUUUCCCAAACCUCGUACACCCAGGCAGGCCUGAGCGGCCUGCCUGGGAGCUGAGCACCUUGCUAGAGUGCCAAUAUCAACCUCUACCACAACAAAUAAAAUGCCAAAUGUCUCUCCCACACAGUACGUGGACAAUGACGAAUUAUCUCUUGCACUGUCACGGAAAGGAUAACUAGAAACUGUUGAUGCUUUUCAAGCUUUGAAUUUGCCGUCACUCUCCUCAGACGGGGUGCUCCUCCCGUCCACUCACCUCAUCUCCUCUGGAACUUGGAUGGAAAUUGUUGCACCAGAAAUCCAGCCAGCCACUCAGCUUAUUACCAGGAGUUGAUGCCAUCCAGUUCAAUGCAUAGUAUGAGUUUUUUUGAGCCGCUCGGGUGGCUUUUUUUGCGGUAGGGAAAGUAUUUGGUUCUUUCAGUCCAAUUGUUCUUUAUCUGUUGGUAUUUAAAAAAUUUAAAAAAAAAUCAGUUUUGAAGGUCUGUUGGUUGUCCAGAAUUAGGAAUUCUGAACUUUGUAUAAAAAUCCCUCCUAUACAAAAGCUUUUAUGUCCUCUUAAGCUCUCUCUAGCUCUCCUUAGCUCUUUGCCGUGUUUCAAAAAGGAAAAGGAAAAAGACAUUUUCUAUAUUUCUACCGCUUCAGUUGGCGACAAAGUAAAAUAGCUUUUCAGCUUCAACGACGUGUAUGUACAUAUGACUAUAUUUGCAUAGACUUUGCUAGGUAUCCCUAAAAACAAGCAAUGUGUUGAUUCUCAGUGGAUCUGUUCGCAUAUACGAGUGUGAAUUUGAUAUGUUUCGAAGCUACGGUGCAGGAGUUUCGCCACACUAGGUCGUGCUGGUGGAUCGGACUUGUUUCACCUAUUUUAUGCUAGUGUUGAUGGUGUGCGCACUUUUUGUCUCACUCACAGAGGCCUGCUUGAUUGUGGUGUCAUCAUAUUCUCCUACCACACAUUUUUUUUUUAAAAACCCAAAUCAAACCCACAAUAGAAUUGUCCAUUACCACCUAAUUAUGAAACGAUUAGGACACUGCCAUUCACUUAGUGUUUUUAAGAAAUAAAAUGCACAUCUUUGAUGUGUAUUUUGAUUCACAGAAUCUUUUCCACAUUAAGCUUACACAGAUUAUGCCUUUUUUCACUUAGAAAUGAAGUGCUGUGUUUGUUGUUUAAUGGUAUGUUUUCUAGUGCGAAUUUGUUUAGUCUGAACCAUUUCAAGUUGGUGUAUAAGUGUACAAAGGCUGUUUAUAGCCUAGAAAUAGAAAGAUUCUCCCGAUUGCUUGACCUUUUUUCCCUUGAGACGAUGCUCAAAGUGCAGACUGGCAUGUCAGCUGUUUGUUGACUGUUAAUUAUCUAAAACAAUCUUACACUUUUAUAUCGGUGUAGGGGAAGUGGACACGAAUUCAUGAAUUGAUGGUUUGGUGUGAUUAGUAGCAGAGUGUGACACUAGUGUUUGACACUGACUUUGGGUUUGUGGCAAGUAUCCGGAAAAAACAUCACCCUGCUGUGCGACAUUUUUACGCCAGUGUUGUUGUUUUCCAUGAUCAGGUAAUUUUUCCAUCCGUCAUUCGACAGUGUGUUGGGUAGCUCUUUACUCUGCUAAUUUCAGGUUAUUUUUUUUUUAUUUUCUUCAGAUAAUCUUCAAUUUUACAUCCAACACUUUCGAAAAACUCAUGUUGGUGAAAAUUUGCCUCUUAAACCGUUAAAGGGAGUUUUUCUACAUUUUGUGAAACUCGUUUCGUCGCUUUCUUACAGAUAGUUAGAUGAGAAGAUUGAUACUCACUCAAUAAUAUUUGUGCAGUAAAUAUGAAGCUAGAGCUGGUUAGUUACACGUGCUAACAGCUAGCCUGGCUGUGUACGAAGGUAACAAAACUCGCCUUCUAGCGCCUCUAAUGCCGCCUUUAUUUCAUACCACUUAAACAGGGAUUAUGAACAAUUUUCAUCCAAAUUUCGCCAAAGACUAAUGACUUGAAAAAAAAUAUGUGAAUUUGCAUUUCCAAGCACCUACCGCACGGCGUUUCCCCCUUUUCCAGUCCUUAUGCUAAGCUAAGGUAAUCGGCUGUGACUCUCCAUUUAACAGAUGAAUAUAAGUGGUAUCAAACUUCUCAUCUAAGUACAUUUCCCAAAAUGUGGAACAAUUUCUUUGAACUGAUGAGUGGUACCACCCUUCAGGCAGAGAGAUCAGUCAUUUCCAUUUAUAUAUCAACUCAGUUUUAGUGGAAACUUUGUGUUUGUGGGCGCUGAUGGUGGACUGAAAUGUGACACCACACCGAUUGGCUUCCUGCCUCGUGCAGGUUUGUUCAUGUACAAAAAGGUUCUCUGUCUUGUGACUAAACAGCUAGAUUGGACAAUCUAUAAGAGAAAUGAAAACCUGCACCCUUGUUACUUGUUGUGUAAAAUGUUUUCUAGACUCUCACUAUUUUUGGAUUAAUUUGUGCUGGUGACAUUUCCAUUGUCUAUUAUUAUGAUAUUAUUAUGGAGCUAUUAUUUUAUUGCUAUUUUGUGUAGGAUAGUUUUUAUUUUCUCCUAUCAUAAACAUAGUACUGGUUUCCUUUUUUUUUUAAACAACUUGCUGAAAAUUGCACGAUCGGUUAUUGUGGUAUUAGCAAAUGCAAUGAAGGAAAUACCAGUUAAAUGCUGCAGUUUUAAUUAAGAUAAAGAAUAUAUUUAUAAAAAUGGGAAACAACUGAAAUUAGUAGUUCAUGAAAUUUGAAAAAAAAAAAAAGUAAAUGCAUGGGAUACAGGUAACAAAACUUAUGUUACGCACAGUAAUGAUACAGGACAUGCAUCACAAAUGAGUUAUAAAACAACUCAGAAUAAUGUAGCAUAUGAAAUACUAAAGAUGAAAUUUAUAGCUAAUAUAUUGUGUUGAGCUAGUCUGCUUUUGGUUUUUGUUGUAAAGAAAAUAAUUCUUUGUUUUUUGAGAAUGAUUUACAAUUUGUGUAUAUUUUCAUAUACAAAGUAUGCACUGAUAUGUUAUUGAAAUUCUAUACCGCUUUUACAAAAAAAAGUGUUUGUUGUACCAAAGUAUCCAAGUCCCUUGAAACCUUCCCCUUUUUGCGUAUGUUUUACCGUAUUUUAUAUAUUAAAUAGACAAACUGAGUGAAAUGAA